AUGGCAUGUCGCCAUGAUCAGCAGCGUCAUCCGCCAUUAGGAUGCGACGUCUGGAGGGCUGACGUGAUGAAUCGCUCUGUUAUUCGUCCUGGCGCUAUUGUCCAUGCCGUCGGCAACAGUGGCGCUCAGUCGAUAUCACGGGGAAGAGUUGAAUCCAACCACAUAUUACGUCGGCCCGCGUUCACGGCAAAGAGGAACACUCAAAUCGAACUGCGACUGGGUCUAGAGAGGCGCAAGUCGGAAAACAUACAACUCAAAACAAACCGCCAUGGGCUAUUCAACUGGGAUCGCUGGGAUGGAAAACCGUGGGUUGCCGAAGAAACUGUCUAUUACACCUUCCAAGGGAGUACACACCAAGCCAACCGGAUGCGACCAAUUUUGUUGGCAACCAGGAAAAAGUUGAAUGACAACGAGCAUCCUUUUGAGCUUGUCCGGUUCUUAGUAGCAUAUUACAGCGGUCAACUCGAUGCUUGCCGCCGUUUGGAACUAUUUGCGCGGCUGCUUACAGAUCUCACUAUCACCACUUUCCUCAUGAAGACAGCUCCGCUUUGGGCACGUGAAAAUGCCAUGCAAACGCUCACACAACUGGAAAUCAACGAUUUCGUGCUUAGCCAGUAUUACAAAGCAUUGGCCAACAUUGAGCGAAACAAGGUAGCCGCCAAACACUGCCCGUUGUACUUCCAGGCCCAGGUUCAGAGGUCUCUUUGUAAGAAACCCAGGCAAAUAUCGCGAUUGGCUGCACGUUCGCGCAUGAAAAUGGAGAGACAGCAAGCCAAGACACAGCUCGACUGGGAGAGUGUUAAAUCUUUGAUGGAAAAUCCCGGUCACGGCCGCGUUAUGGAAACAACGGCCAUGCGGGAGUACUUUGAUACGUGGCCCAGCUCGUGGGUCGUGCAGGGCUUUUACUCGCAAAUGCUCACGCUACUUGCACGGGCGAAAUCACGGGCUUUUGAGCUGUCGACGUGGGGAAGGCUGCGAGUGGACGACUCGAUGUCUGAAAGGGAGAUGCAAUUCAGAAAAGUUUUCAACAUUCGCUGCUUCCCCUUGAGGGCUGGGCUUGUGGCGACUACCUUGGAUUUAUACGACCUGAGCGAGGAUCUGGCUGUCCUGCGUUAUUUCAGGGUUGAAAGGUUUCCUGAUCUUGUCAUGGCGGAGGAGAUUCAUCGCGGUAGAGAGCUCUAUGAUGCUCUUCAGGAUACAUCGUCUAUGAGUCCGAUGUCCUGGACGACGAAACGCGAUAAACCCACUAGCCUGGACAUCCCAGCAACAGCUCAAGUCGACCACCCGGAACAGCAAAUACCAAUUGCCAUGGAAACGCCGUCACGAUCAAAAGUCACUCCGGUUUUUGCUAUCCAUGUUCCCAAACAUCUGCCGUCGCCUCGAUCUAAAAAAUACGUCUCACCAACAGAGCCGAAACCGCCCUCUCAGCCAAGACAUAAGCCUCAACCCAGUCAACCCAGGUCCAGAAUUACCAGUCAUAUACGUGUUCGAAGUGAUGAACAUGGCCAUGCAUCUUUGAGGCUUUUUUGA
This is a messenger RNA of Dothidotthia symphoricarpi CBS 119687, 1530 nucleotides long. RefSeq lists its product as uncharacterized. The record is from RefSeq and is a predicted model, not a curated record. Bases 1 to 1530 code for a protein of 509 amino acids. NCBI's taxonomy places the organism in Eukaryota, Fungi, Ascomycota, Dothideomycetes, Pleosporales, Dothidotthiaceae. The transcript has a single exon.